AAUAUAUUCUUACCUAUAAGCAAUCCUUAGAAAAUAGAAUACUUAUAGAUACAAACCUACUGGCCAAGCAUGGCUUCUGCAUCUGUGAACAACAAGAAGCCAACUGCGGAUAAGCUGCCAACCCUGGUUCUGGAGCGUAUAUUUUCCUUUUUGUCCCUUGAGGAACUGCAGUCAUGUUCCCUAGUUUGCAAAUCCUGGUUUCACUACUUGAAUGAUGGAAAUAAUGAUGUCUGGAGGCUACAAUGUGUUCAAAAGCUUGCAGAAGAAGCAUUAAAGUCUGAUUUAUUAUCUUCCCUCCCAACUUAUAAAGAAAAGUUAAAAGCAUUUCAUCAUUCCUGGAAUGCGAAUGACUGUUCAGGAAAUAUUUACAUUAAACCAGAUGGGUUUACACUUCACAGAAGACCAGAAGCACAAUGUACAGAUGCAGCUCGUGGAAAGAUUGGAUUUGAAUCUGGCCGACAUUCUUGGGAUGUUCGUUGGCGGGGACCAGUGGGAACUGUAGCUAUGGUUGGCGUGGCAACUAAAGAAGCGCCCCUACGUGUAGGAGGCUAUAAACCCCUUCUAGGCUCAUCAGAUCAAAGCUGGGCAUGGAAUUUAGUCGAUAAUCAUUUAUUUCAUGGUGGUUCAAGAAGAGACACCUACCCAAAGUGCAAUAAUCCUCCUAAAUACCAGGUUGGUGAGAAAAUAACUGUAGUUUUGGAUAUGGAGGACAAUACGCUUGCGUUUGAAAGAGAUUAUGAAUUCCUAGGCAUCGCUUUUCGUGGGUUACCACAGACCAGACUUUACCCCUCAAUAUCAGCAGUGUAUGGAAAUACAGAAGUCACGAUGGUUUAUAAAGGAAACCCCACUGAUGGAUGACCAGUCAUAUUAUUCUACUUAGGAAAAGCAAUCGGUCACAUCAGGACUGUGCCUCCGGCGAAACUGGUUCCCAAAUUUCCUCUGCUGCUUGUAAACUGUACCUGUAACAACCUGGAUAUGCAACCCACCUUUAUUUUGUAAUGUUGAAUAUGUGGCUGUUGAGAUGUUUCUUGGUCAACUACAAGGUGGCCAAAUUUUGAACAAAUACCCGUGCAACGAAAAUCGCUAUUGGUUUACGUAGUGAGCUUGGUGAAUGUGGCGGAGGUAACACCAUUGAAGAAUUACUGAAUAAUUGAUAAAUACCAUGGCUUAGUUUGUUAUGUCACCACCAGCCUUCCUCUUGCUGAAGUUAGUUACCUGUUAUCAUGUUUCUUGCAACACCACACAGUCAGUCAAUUCAGCAGUUGAUUUUGAAAUUCCCGCAAUCAAGCAUACAUAAACGCUUAGUUAUUUUUCCAAUGAAUUGAGCAUUCACAUGUCCAGUUCUAUUAGUUGCCGUUUUAAACAUGCGAAUUUCACAUUGCCAUGUCUGUUAUCAUGUUCUACUGUUCAAAUUAUGUGCACUAGCGUAAGUGGAUCUUCUUUUCAAAUUUUAUUUUUGAUAGCUUAUUUUUUCGUUGAGCCUGCUUUUUGUAAGCAAGGUGUAUGCUGAAAUAAAUGAGCACAGUUAAAUUGACCAUACUGUGACAGCACAAGGACUGUCACUUAAAUACCCAUGUUGUGUGCGUUUCUUGCAAAUUAGUGUUUGACUUCAAGUAAACAGAAAAUUUCUAUAAUGAAUGGUCACACAUUCCAGUCACUGUGCAAAAUAAUGUGAACUUGCUGCCAUGUUUUCCAAUUCACUUCUACCUUUUGUUGUUUGACCAAGCUUAAAACUGGUAAAAUUGGUGCAGAGUCUUUAAAGUUUGUUUUCCCGCUUUAAAGUUCAAUUCCAAGUUAUUCAGAACAAAGUUAAGGUCUCUGCACUUUGAAAGAGUAUCUUAUUAAUAAAACAUGCAAGCCAGCA
Molecule: messenger RNA, 1864 nt
Organism: Ciona intestinalis (vase tunicate)
Lineage: Eukaryota; Metazoa; Chordata; Ascidiacea; Phlebobranchia; Cionidae
Product: F-box/SPRY domain-containing protein 1
Biological process (GO): proteasome-mediated ubiquitin-dependent protein catabolic process; synapse assembly involved in innervation
Cellular component (GO): synapse; SCF ubiquitin ligase complex
Molecular function (GO): protein binding
Source: RefSeq, a predicted model, not a curated record